AUGGCCGACGGCGCGGACGCGCGGAGCGGCCAGCGCGCGACGUCCCUCAAGGACUACGUCAUCUUGGAGGAGCUCUUCCGCAGCGCCACGGGCGCCGUCUACAAGGUGCGGCGGAAGCGCGACCGGCGCAUCUUCGUCCUCAAGGAGCGGCGCGUCGCCGAGCUCGGCCGCGCCGCGCCGCCGGCCCACGAGGCGCUCUUGUUGGAGAAGAUCGACCACCCGCACGUCGUCACGUGCCACGGCCACUUCUACGACGGAUCGAAGCGCGCGUCCUACGUCGUCCUCGACUACGCCGCCGGCGGCGACCUGCACGCGCUCCUCAAGCGGCGCACGCUCGGCGACCGCGCCUUCUUCCUGCCCGAGGCGUGGAUCUGGCGCGCGUUCGCGCAGAUCUGCGGCGGGCUGGAGCACCUGCACGCGGCGGGCGUCGUCCACCGCGACAUCAAGGCGCUCAACGUGCUCGUCUCGCCGACGACGAAGGCGCCGAACUUGAAAUUGGCGGAUCUGGGCGUCUCGCGCCAGGUCUCCGAGAACACGCAGUUCCUGCGGACCAUGUACGGCACGCCGCUCUACGCGUCGCCGGAGCUCUGCGAGGGGCGGCCCUACAACGAGAAGACGGACAUCUGGAGUUUAGGCGUAUUGCUCUACGAGCUCUGCGCGCUCGCGCCGCCCUUCGGGGGGUCGAACCUCUUAGGCCUCGCGCGGAACAUCGCCGCGGGGACCUACGAGCCCCUGAGCGACCACUACUCGCCGCUCCUGCGCACCGUCGUCGCCCACAUGCUCCGCGUGGACCACGCCGAGCGGCCGUCCAUCGCGCGGCUC
This is a messenger RNA of Aureococcus anophagefferens, 822 nucleotides long. RefSeq lists its product as hypothetical. The transcript is spliced from 2 exons. The record is from RefSeq and is a predicted model, not a curated record. The annotation marks the transcript as partial. NCBI's taxonomy places the organism in Eukaryota, Pelagophyceae, Pelagomonadales, Pelagomonadaceae. Gene Ontology annotation, biological process: protein phosphorylation. Gene Ontology annotation, molecular function: protein kinase activity; ATP binding.